AUGGCGGUCCUGCUGUCCCUCAUGCGCACUGCGGGCACGCUCGGCGACCGUCCGCUGCGGCGCAUGGCGCUCCUCGCGCACUUCGUCCCCUCCUUCAUCCCCGAGCCGGCCCUGGUCGACCAGUCCACCAUCGGGACGCUCGCGGGGCCCGGCAGCUGGCUGCGGCCCGCCGUCGCCCUCCCACGCACCGUCCCCCUCACCGCCGCCAACCUCGUCACCGUCAACGCCGCCCCGCUGACCCACGCGGCCCAGCGGGCCUCCGACGGCGUCGUCUACGUGAUCGACGAGCCCGUCCUGACUCCAGGGAGGGGACUCCCCACCUCCGAGUCCGCCACUCGCGGGCCGCUCACCGGCCCCUGCAGGGACCUUCUCGCCGCCGUGAAGUCGCAGUGCGAGAGCCAGAAGUGCGGGUCGUGCCACCCGGCGAUGUGCGCGGCCGGCGGCGCGAUCGCGUGCCACUUUCGCCGCGUGCGCACGGCCGGCGCUGAUCGCCGCGGGCGUACGUUCCGCGAGCUGACGUCGGGGUACGGGGUGUGCCGGAAGCCGUGCCCGACGAUGCGCGAGAGCCUGGCGAUCCUGCGUCGGAGAGACUUGAUCGAGGAGUCCACGACGUUCGAGGCUCUCAGGUUCUACCGCAACGCAAGCGAGGGCGCGCGGAGCGAAGGUGCGCCCCGCACGCAGCGCGCGCUCGCAGCACCGCGCGGCCUCGCGCACGCGGUGUGCGGGCAGGCCGGGGACUCGCAUGAGAAGCGCGAGACAGUGCGAGACGCCGCGCGCAUCGCAUCGCGCGACGGUAUUCAAAGGAGGUAUUUGUUUGCAUUCGUAUUUCGAUAA
Messenger RNA from Pedinophyceae sp. YPF-701, 834 nucleotides. The record is from the annotation of a GenBank genome assembly. NCBI's taxonomy places the organism in Eukaryota, Viridiplantae, Chlorophyta, Pedinophyceae.